AUACUGGUAAGUGUGUGUGUGUGUGGAGAAGGACAGCCUUCCCUUGUGUGAUGAGCCCAGGAUUCUCCCUUUGCAGCUCCAGCUGAUACUGUUCCUUAGUUUCCUCCAGACCGUGUUUUCCUUGCAGCUUUCUUGUUGGCAUGUGAACAGAGGGGAUCCAGCCAGCAGCAGCAGCAGCAGCAGCACACAGGAGGAUGUAUCUGCUGUGGAGAAAUACUGACUGAGUGAGGAGUAAUGGGAGCGCAAGAGAGAGCAGCCUCAUCCAGCAGUAACAGCACCACGAUUAUUGCUGUCACCUGAGACUCUUCCUGCUUCUCCUUCUUCUAUGAGCCCCUUGUGACUUCUUCUAGCAAAGCACUGCUGCUACUGAGCUGCUACAAGUGAGCUGGGAUGCUGUUGGAUUCCGAUCCAGAGAGGCUCUCUGUUUAGGGUGAUAUGUGGGCUUUCAGUCAGCAGGAGUACGGUCAGCAUCAAUAGGUUUUGCCGCAUUGUCAAUUCCCCUGCAGCCACUUCUCACUUGUCGUGUUGUCAGUGCCUGGAAUUAACACUCCACAUACGCUGAGGGUACUUGCUAUUUGUCCCCUGGAAGGUUCCUGGCACACUUACUGAGAUCUGAUGCCACCACCCCUUUGAUUGGCUGAACAGUGGUGGCUUCUACAUAUGAGACCUGCUCUCUUUAUUUGAAGAUGUUCAUCCCUCUGCUAGCACCUGCAGUGCUCUGAACUUUUUGCUCUGCAAUAGAUUAUUAUCACACUCCGCUGCAUUUUAUACUGUAUAUACAAGGCUCAGAAGCAUUAUACAACAGGAGCCUUUGCCAGGGAUGUUGUCUUCUUGUUUAUUAACGUUCAGAGACACUGAAAACAUUACAAGAUAUUUCCCACAUUCAAAGAAGUAAAGGUUAAAGACAGAGGAGUUUGAUGGCUUCUCUGAGAAGAGUCAAAAUCUUGUUGGUGUUAAACCUGAUUGCGGUAGCUGGAUUUGUACUAUUUUUGGCCAAGUGCAGACCAAUUACUAUAAAAGGUGGGGAAUCUUUCCAUGAGGUCCAUCCGAGGGCAGAAGUGACCAACUUUACAAGUCAUGCGAGCAGCGCAAUUCAGGAAGCCGUGCUGAAAAGACUCGCUCUUCUAGAGGACAUAGUCUACAGGCAGCUCAAUGGUUUAUCCAAAUCACUUGGUCUUAUUGAAGGUUAUGGGGGCAGAGGAAAAGGUGGACUUCCAGCAACACUCUCUCCAGAUGAAGUAGAGAAAGCCAAAGGACCACAUGAAAAGUAUGGCUACAAUGUCUACCUCAGUGACAAGAUUUCACUGGAUAGGUCUAUACCAGAUUAUAGACCUACUAAGUGCAAGACACUGACAUAUUCCAAGGAGCUGCCUCAGAUUUCAAUAAUUUUCAUCUUUGUCAACGAAGCCCUGUCUGUGAUUCUAAGAUCAGUGCACAGCGCAGUGAACCACACACCAGUCCAUCUGUUGAAGGAGAUUAUCCUAGUGGAUGACAACAGCGAUGAAGAAGAGUUAAAGGGGCCUCUGGAAGAAUACGUUCACAAGAGAUAUCCUGGUUUAGUUAAAGUUGUCCGAAAUCAGAAAAGAGAAGGGCUGAUUCGUGCUCGGAUAGAAGGCUGGAAAGUCGCUACAGGACAAGUCACUGGCUUUUUUGAUGCUCAUGUAGAAUUCACUGCUGGCUGGGCAGAACCAGUUCUUUCUCGAAUACAAGAAGACCGGAAACGGGUCAUUUUACCUUCAAUAGAUAAUAUCAAACAAGACACAUUUGAAGUGCAGAGAUAUGAAAACUCUGCACAUGGAUACAGCUGGGAGCUCUGGUGUAUGUAUAUAAGUCCGCCUAAAGACUGGUGGGAUGCAGGAGAUCCAUCCUUACCUAUCAGGACACCUGCAAUGAUCGGAUGCUCUUUUGUGGUGAACAGGGUAUUCUUUGGAGAAAUUGGACUUCUAGAUCCAGGAAUGGAUGUGUAUGGGGGAGAGAAUAUUGAGCUUGGUAUCAAGGUAUGGUUAUGUGGUGGAAGCAUGGAAGUGCUUCCAUGUUCCAGGGUUGCUCACAUUGAACGUAAGAGAAAACCGUACAUUAACAACCUGGAUUUCUACACCAAGAGAAAUGCAUUGCGGGUAGCUGAAGUCUGGAUGGACGAUUACAAAUCACAUGUUUAUAUUGCAUGGAAUUUGCCAAUGGAGAAUCCAGGGAUUGAUAUUGGAGAUGUAUCUGAAAGGAUUGCACUGAGAAAACGCUUAACGUGCAAAAAUUUCCAGUGGUACCUUGACAAUGUUUAUCCAGAAAUGAGACGCUACAACAGUACUGUUGCAUAUGGGGAGCUCCGGAACAAUAAAGCAAAAGAUGUUUGUCUAGACCAAGGCCCACCAGAAAAUCAUACAGCUAUUAUGUACCCAUGCCAUGGAUGGGGGCCUCAGCUUGGAAGAUAUACAAAAGAAGGAUACUUACAACUGGGAACUCUUGGGAGCACAAAUCUGUUGCCCGAUACCCGCUGUGUAGUAGACGAUAAGAUCAGCAAAUUCCCCCAGCUUAUGGACUGUGAUAAGAUGAAAAGUACCCUCCAAAAACGCUGGAGUUUUAUACAGAAUGGAGCAAUAAUGAACAGAGGAACGGGACGAUGUUUAGAAGUUGAAAGUAGAAACAAUGGUGGCAUUGACGUAAUCCUUCGGAGCUGUACAGGUCAAAGAUGGACAAUUAAACACAUUAUCAAAUAGGCCAAAAAAAUGGAGACUUUGCACCUGCUGUAAUUUAAAGAGAAGUGCAAUGGACUCUCUCUGCUUCUUUAUUGGAUAUAUGGGACGGUUCUAUUAAUUCCUUCAUCAUUGCAUCAAGUCACACACACCUUGAGAUUUUCAUUUAUUUCUUGAAAUCGGAGUAGCUCCAAACUUUUCCUGAAGCAUUUGAUUCACUAGCUUCUAUGGUGUUAAUUAUUGGGGAGUCUAAACGGGCCAGCACACUUUUAUUCAUUCUGCAUGUUUGAUGGUUAGUUAAAUGACUUCAAAUCCUUUCAGGCUGGAGUAAAUGUUUUCACUGAGUCCCUGUGGAAUAAUAGCACAAGCAAAAGCAAUUUACUCUCCUCUCGUCUGCUCUUUUUGUAAAAUUUAACAUCAUAGUGAUCGCGGAACAGGGACUUGACUUCAUGUUUGAAAAGCAAUUUAUUAGCCUCUCAAAAGAUCUCAUAUCUUAACUUUGGAGCACUAACAGUGACACCUAAAUAAAUUGCUGUUGCCAAAAUAAUGUACAGUACAAAGAAUCUAUGCCAUCACAAAUGCAAUCACACAAAAUGAUGUUCCCUGGCAUUGUUCAAAUAAUUUGCACAGUUAUUACACACACACCUCUACACACACACUCAAACAUACAGAAUACUGUUGAUUAAAUUGUCAUAAAGCAUUUUUGUUUUAACAAGUUUGUCAUAAUGUAUCGCUAUUUUGCUUACUGGCUGCUCAGAUUCAAGUGACAUUACAAUAUAUAUAUUUAUGGAAAUUAAAGGGGGGGAAAUAUAUACGUGAUAUCAUUGAAUAGGCCGGUAACAUCAAGAACCGGGCUUUUCACCUUUUCUGUACAGUAUUUACAGAUUAUUUAUUUUCGGCACCAUUGAAAUGUUAUUUCAAAACUAUUUUCUGAAGUGCAGACUAGGUGAGCAUAGUUUUUAAAAGUACAUGAAUGCUUUCUGAUGUUUUAUGUUACUGAUUCCAAAAGAAAAUAUAUUUGCUUGGUGACAUGAAGAAACAGGAAGUGAUUAUUAUUAAAAAGAAUAUACCAAGUUGGAAAAUGUUCUUACUGGUAGAUAAAGUAUAUCAUUUUGGUGAUUGAAGACAUGCAGUGGUCUCAUAAAAACAAUAAAGAUAACAAUUAACAAAA
This is a messenger RNA of Xenopus laevis (African clawed frog), 3861 nucleotides long. RefSeq names its product polypeptide N-acetylgalactosaminyltransferase 17 S homeolog (gene galnt17.S). Bases 918 to 2714 code for a protein of 598 amino acids. The record is from RefSeq and is a predicted model, not a curated record. The transcript is spliced from 12 exons. NCBI's taxonomy places the organism in Eukaryota, Metazoa, Chordata, Amphibia, Anura, Pipidae. Gene Ontology annotation, biological process: protein O-linked glycosylation. Gene Ontology annotation, molecular function: polypeptide N-acetylgalactosaminyltransferase activity; carbohydrate binding. Gene Ontology annotation, cellular component: Golgi apparatus; Golgi membrane.